AUGUCAGCCCAAUUGUCUUUACCUACUGUCAGCGGUGAUUAUCAGCAGCACACCUUUGAAGAAGUCAGCAUUCAAUAUUUCGUAGCUAGAAAUUUGUUUUUCCAAAGAUUUAGAAUUUAUUAUUAUAUUAAUUAUUGAAUUAACUUGUCAACUCCAUUAUGUCCGGACAUUUUCAACCUCUGAGAUCUUCUCGCGUUUUGCGAAAAAUCAAAGAAAUAAGCCAACCCACUGGUGACCCGGUCAUAAUAAAUCGAAAUCCACGGAAUCUGGAGAGAUUGCGUAUUGCACAUAAACCCAAAGGUUAUUUUUUGGAGAAACCAGGACGUUCGUUUUGGCAUAAGUUGGAGCUGACAGUAAGUGGACGUUAUGUAACUGCAGAAGUGAGACAUUUCCAAAAUGGUCCAAUUGUGGGAGCAAGUACAUCUGAAUGGGCAAUUAAAAAGCAUCUAUACAAAACCACCGAUACACCUGCGUUUGUGAAUCUUGCACGAGUACUGGCUAUGAGAUGCCUCCAAUCAGGCAUUACUGAAAUGGCUUGUAAUAUUGACGCAGUCGCCGGAGGUAAGGUUGAAAAGUUUCUCAAGACAUUGGAAGAAAAUGGAGUUAGAUUGCAAGAACCAGAACGAUACGUUGCUCCAUUACCAUGGGAUGCCGUGCGAAAUGAAAAACCAUGGGAAGUAUUAGAGGAUCAACUGCCACCAGCGCAAGAAGCAAAAACAGAAAAGACACCCAAAAAAUAAUAAACACAAUUUGUUUUUCGUUUUUGUUUAUCAAUAAAUGUUACAUUUAUUCUAAUUGAA
Molecule: messenger RNA, 800 nt
Organism: Zeugodacus cucurbitae (melon fly)
Lineage: Eukaryota; Metazoa; Arthropoda; Insecta; Diptera; Tephritidae
Gene: mRpL18
Product: 39S ribosomal protein L18, mitochondrial
Exons: 1
Coding region: 159-740 (193 amino acids)
Biological process (GO): translation
Cellular component (GO): ribosome; mitochondrion
Molecular function (GO): structural constituent of ribosome; 5S rRNA binding
Source: RefSeq, a predicted model, not a curated record